Rubroshorea leprosula is the source of this 784-nucleotide messenger RNA. NCBI's taxonomy places the organism in Eukaryota, Viridiplantae, Streptophyta, Magnoliopsida, Malvales, Dipterocarpaceae. The record is from the annotation of a GenBank genome assembly.
AUCUGUGUUUUCCCCCUUCCUUUCCUCUUCUGUGGUUAGGGUUUCUCUUUAUCCUCCAAAUCUGGGUUAGGGGAAGCUGAACACGCAACCAUAUGAUCAACACUUGACCAAGUCUUGACUAGUAUGCCGGGAUGUGCAGAUCAGUUUGGGUGGGUAGGGGAGAAGGUGGAACAGUUGAAAGAGGGGAACAAGUGGCUGGUUGUGGGGAUUUGCUCAUGGAUCGAGUAUGAGAGGAACGAAGAGGAACAGACGACAUAUGGAAUGGCGGAAAGGAAGAUCUGGUGUCCAAUCGAGCGGUGGUGAUGAGAUAGUCCGAUCGUGUGCAAAGGAAAGAAUCGAGGGAGGUGGGAGGUGUGGUUGAGCAGCAGGGGAGUCCAUUACUGGCCCCCUAACCCACUAAUAUCAAGGCUACAACCUUGUGCUGAGAUGUUGCCACCACCGUUGUUUUUUUAGCUUCGAUUAUAUCUCUUUCUUUCAGAUCUCGUUUGUUUACUUUUUCCUUAGAUUCAUGUCUUUAUGUUUCCUGUCUGCAAAUCAUUUUAGUGGACUAAUUUUUAGCCAGUUUUAUUCAGAUUUGACCUUUAAUUUAGUGUACUUGAUGUUAGAGUCGUAAAAGGGAGGAGUUAAAGGAGUUAGAAGGUUACAGGGAAGACUUAAAAGCAGAUAUCUGUGUUCAUUUUGGCAUUUCCAGAAGUUAAAGUAAAGCCAAACACACAACUUUCCGGCAUGAUUCUGCUUAUUUUUGUUUUGAGUAGCCUUUACUUUGUAAGAAAAGGGAAAAUCA